AUGGACCUUCAGCUUCUCACUCGACCUAAAUGCUAUCGAAAUUCAGCUAUCGAAGUCGGCCCGGGUAAUGCUUGGCCUGUAAAAUGUUACUACUUUCGAAAAGUGAAUAGUUUUCCUCGAUUUCGAUUUGGUGGCUCGAUGAGUGUCUAUCGGUCACAACUCUAUCUCAAAUCGAAAUUUCCGGACACAGAUUUUCUGAUUGAUCUUGUUUCGAUUGGGUAUAUUGAAUCUGAUAGCACUUUACUAGACAUUCGUGGCUGUCACUUCCGAUUGAUGAUAUCAUUGGGCGAGUUUUGCGAGAAUGUGCGUGAUUGGCUUCGAGUUGUUGUACUUCGAUCUCGAGUUCCACAUACAUUGUUGGGCAGAAAACUGGAUUGGCAGAUUGAAAAGCCAGAAUGCCUCGACGCGAGUACCAUUUCUCCACUUUCAUGCUUCAAAUUUUGCACCAAAAAUAGAAAUCAACAGCAAAUCGAUUAU
Mesorhabditis belari is the source of this 477-nucleotide messenger RNA. The record is from the annotation of a GenBank genome assembly. NCBI's taxonomy places the organism in Eukaryota, Metazoa, Nematoda, Chromadorea, Rhabditida, Rhabditidae.